Molecule: messenger RNA, 1132 nt
Organism: Lymnaea stagnalis (great pond snail)
Lineage: Eukaryota; Metazoa; Mollusca; Gastropoda; Lymnaeidae
Source: the annotation of a GenBank genome assembly
CAAAAAAUUACACUGUUCAGCAGCCUAGGUAAGGUGGAGGUCAGCUCUGUGAAUAAGUCACGCAGACUGAACCACACGCUAGACAACUUUGGCUGUGACAAUGUCACUGUGUACGUCUGUCAGGUUGAUGGCUUGACGAGCUCCACCAGGAGUCUUACUGUGUCUAUGAAUUGUAAGUUGAUUUUUUUUUCAUAUCUGCUUUUUUUUGUUGUUGCAAUUUUGGUCAAUUAAAAUGUGUGGUCCGUAUUUUUUUUUUUAAAUCUAUUCUAAAAUUGAUUAAUCUUUGCUUCGGUUCCACUUUGAUCCAAACAGAGUUGUCACGUGGCACCUGUGGCUUGAGAACCCCUGGAUAUUUAAAGAGCCCCAAACAUGUGAGGUGGUUAGAAAAAGUAUUACAACUUUGAAUGCAAAAGGCUUAAAUAAAACCAAUAUGUGUCAGUGAACACCCCCCAAACAGCCACGACGCGACAUCUCUGAACUCUGAACCUCGUUAUGGCAGUUGUCUCUAUGCGUGCAUUAGCGCUCUUUGCUUACUCCUGUUUAAAACAUAUCAUUCAAAAUAUUAGCUAAAAGCAGCGAAGACGAAGGGUUAAUUGUUACCAAAAUCUAGUAUUAAAAUAGAUUUAAAGCACGGAAAUUUAGUGGUCUCUCUUUUGAGAUUCAGCAUGUUCUUUUAAAAAUAUUCGCAAUUAAGUACCUGCUUUUAUCGGCAUAUAUAAAAAAAAUAAGAUAAUUUCUUGUAAUGACAGUUUUCAAUGUAAAGUAGUUUCCAUGAUAAUAUCUAUUGAUUUCAUUUCUUUUGAACCAAAUCCGACAAUUUCCAGAAACCCAAUAAGUUUCUGAGCAACUCAUUUGCCAAAAAUCUCAUUUUUUUUUUUACUUCAGGUCCUCCUAAAAUUCUUAUACAACGAAUUGAGGACAGAUUCCAUGUUGUGGAGAGCGGGGAGAGCAGCUAUUUUUCAUUUUCUGUGUCCGGGUGGCCCCAGAAUUACACGUUCUCCUUUGAAUUUUUGGAAAACGGCGCCAUCUACCGGGCGAGACAGGAGUUGUACACUGUCCACUUCCAGCCCGACACGCCAGGCGACGGCCGCGUGAACCUGGCCAUGUAUCAAAUCAAGGACUCGGACUUAAG